This is a messenger RNA of Acanthosepion pharaonis, 921 nucleotides long. The record is from the annotation of a GenBank genome assembly. Lineage: Eukaryota; Metazoa; Mollusca; Cephalopoda; Sepiida; Sepiidae.
AUGUGUAUAUUUACGACUAAUAUCUAUCUAUCUAUCUAUCUAUCUAUCUAUCUAUCUAUGUCACAUCACACUGUCUUUCUGUAUAUCUACUGUAAUCUCUAUUUCUUUUCGUAUUUAUUUCAAUCUCCACAAAUCCACAAAUCUAUCUAUCUAUCUAUCUAUCUAUCUAUCUAUCUAUCUAUCUAUCUAUCUUAUUCAUUCUAUUUAUCUAUGAGAGCCCAGUCUCUCACUCUCUGUGUCUCUUUGUCUCUUUUUCAUUCGCUCUCUCUUUUCUCUCUCUCUAUCUAUCUAUCUAUCUAUCUAUCUAUCUAUCUAUCUAUAUAUAUAUAUAUUUACGAUUAUCGGAUACUCCGCCCGCCAAACUCAGACACCGCUACACCUGUCAUUAAUAUGCCUUCUAUAAGUAUGCGUAAGCGUCUCUACUUUAUCUAUCUAUCUAUCUAUCUAUCUAUCUAUCUAUCUAUCUAUCUAUCUUAUCUAUCUUAUCUAUCUAUCUAUCUAUCUAUCUAUCUAUCUAUCUAUCUAUCUAUCUUAAUUACCUAUCUCACUCAAUCUAUCUAUCUAUAUAUCUAUCUAUCUAUCUAUCUAUCUCAAUAUAUUAAUUAUGUAUCUAACAAUCUUUCUUUCAAUCUCAUCUCUUUUCUAUCUAUCUAUCUAUCUAUCUAUCUAUCUAUCUAUCUAUCUAUAUUACCUAUAUCUAUCUAUCUAUCUAUCUAUCUAUCUAUCUAUCUAUCUAUCUAUCUAUCUAUCUCAAUAUAUUAUGUAUCUAACAAUCUUUCUUUCUUACUUUCUUUCUAUCUCACCUCUUUUCUAUCUAUCUAUCUAUCUAUCUAUGAAUCUCAGUUUGUUAAUAUCUAUCAAUCUAUCUUCAUAUCUUUUUCUUACUCUAACGUCAUGGCAGGCCUGAAAGCUGAUGCCUAG